CGUGCAUUGCACCCGGGUUCGGUUCAGGUUGUGGAGCGGGUUAACUGAGGAUAUAAAGUUUGAAGACCCAUCUAAGUUCGUACAGUUCAAAUCAUAUUACACAAUACGCCACUUUCUCUCUUAGGGUUUCAAGUCGAUCCCUGAUUUAGAGCAUUUGUAAUCUUCUUUCGUUUCUUCGUGAUGCCUCGCUUGAAAUUCUCCGGACACAUCACGUGCAUGAUGUCUCGUUUGAAAGACUCAUCCCGCACAUGAUACCGCCGUUCCAAUGGGACAUAAGCUGGAUAUUUUCGUAAGUAAUUUUGGUCUUUGACCAUUUUGGUAAUUUUCUCUUGAAAAAAUCUAUGAAGAAAAAAACAAAAGAGCUCACUCCAUUCACUGGGAUAAAUGUAACACCAAACAUAUCAUUGUGUUCAAACAAAAAUAUCAUAUUAUCACACACAUUAUAUCGAGAUGGACUCAUCAGCAGAUCAAAUCAUCAAAGAAAUCCUUCCAUUCAUUCGAGUUUACAAAGACGGCCGGUACGAAAAACUCUCCGGCAACGACACUGUCCCUGCCGGCAUUGAUCCUUCUUCCGGCGUUCAAUCCAAAGACGUCGUUAUCCUACCGGACACCCCCCUCUCCGUCCGCCUUUACAUUCCCAAACCCCACAACCCAACGGUGAAAAAACUCCCCCUCUUAAUCUACUUUCAUGGCGGCGGAUUCAUCAUCGAAUCCGCCGCCUCACCUCCCUACCAUAGGUUAUUAAACCUAAUAGCGGCAGAAUCCGGCGCCGUCGUAGUCUCAGUAGACUACAGAACGGCGCCGGAGCAUCCUGUUCCCGCAUGUUUUAACGACUCAUGGGAAGCAAUCAAGUGGGUCGGGCAACAUGUUGACGGAAAUGGACCCGAGUCGUGGCUAAAUGAGUUGGCCGACCUUGGACACGUGUUUUUCGCGGGGGAUAGCGCGGGUGCUACUAUUGCCCACCACAUGGCAAUCCAGGUCGGGUCAAGUGACCCGACCCGGAGUGUGAGUCUUCGGGGUGUCAUCUUACUCCACCCGUUUUUUUGGGGAAAGGAACGGGUGGGGUCGGAAUCAGACAACACACGUGCCACAAUAGUGGGCGAUCUAUGGAAGAUCGCCCACCCGGAAACAAGUGGGGAGGAUGACCCGUUGAUUAACCCGGCUAUGGAUCCGAAGGUCUCGGAUCUUGGAUGCUCCAAGGUACUUGUUUAUGUUGCUGAGAAUGAUAUUUUGAAGGAUAGGGGGUAUUAUUACAAGGAUAUUUUGGGAAAAAGUGGGUGGAGAGGAGAUAUAGAGGUUAUUGAGGAUAAAGGGUUGGGUCAUGUGUAUUUCCUGUACAACCCUUCUGUUGAUGCUUCUUGUACCAUGCGCACCAGGAUUUGUACCUUCAUCAACGAUCGGGCGUAAUCUUGUCCCUUGUUUGCGUGUUAGAUAAAAUAAAUCGUGUUUGUGUGGAUAUGACGGGUUUCGCUACACACGCAAAGUGUCCGUAGCGAAUUAGUGUUAACAUAAUCUCAAUCUAGAUUGUAACUUUUUUUAAUCAUCAAAAUAUGUUUGUCA
Messenger RNA from Helianthus annuus (common sunflower), 1560 nucleotides. RefSeq names its product probable carboxylesterase 12. NCBI's taxonomy places the organism in Eukaryota, Viridiplantae, Streptophyta, Magnoliopsida, Asterales, Asteraceae. Bases 451 to 1407 code for a protein of 318 amino acids. The record is from RefSeq and is a predicted model, not a curated record. The transcript has a single exon. Gene Ontology annotation, molecular function: hydrolase activity.